AUGGAAAAAUCUGUGUCAGCUGUCACUAACAAAAAGGUUUGCAUAAAUUUACCUCAUGAUCUCGUGCUCCUCAUUCUCUCAAAACUUCCUUUAUGUGAAUCGAAGCGACUUCGAUGCGUAUGCAAAUCAUGGUCCCUCGUGUUCAAAAACCCUCACUUCAUCAACAUGUAUAUCAGCCAUCUUACACGUUAUAACCAUUCUUCUCAUGGUGAUAAAUUCCUCGUCCUACACAAGUUGCUACCUGGGGAAUUUGUUUAUGAAAUUGACAGUUGGCAUUGCGAGUUUUACUGGUUCUCGAGUGACAAGUUUGAGAAUUGGGUCAAAUUAGAUUGGCCGUCUCAAUUUCGAAACGAUGAUUGUAAUAUUUAUGUUGUCGGUUCGGUUAGUAUUAAUGGCAUUCUUUGUCUCAAACAAAGAUUUAAGACUCGGCAGCUUGUAUUGUGGAAUCCAACUACCACGGAAGCUAAGGUCAUUCCUCGUAGUCCUGUUGAGAACAGCCCAUCUGAUCAUCCGUCUCCUUGGAGGUUUCUUCAUGGAUUUGGUUAUGAUCAUGUUAGUGAUGACUAUAAAGUUGUUCAAAUGAUAGACUAUAAUGUUCGUGAUGGAACUGGCGAUUUGAUAUGGAGAGAUAGAUUUUAUGAUCCAUUGUGGGAGAUAUAUAGUGUUAAAACUAACUCUUGGAAGAAACAAGAUUUUGAUAUGGGCGAUUUUAAUGAUUUUUCUGUAUCAGGAAGUAUCGGAGUGUACAUGGAUGGAUUGUAUCAUUGGUGGGCUAGAUCUGAAUCAGAAAACAUUAACGAGUAUUUGAUGUCAAAUAAUAUUGAAGAAUAUUUGAUGUCAUUUGAAUUUAGCACUGAGAUGUUGAUUAAAACACCCAUGCCCAAAGACAUUGAUGGCCGUUUUGAAAGAAACUUGGUGAUGUUAAAUGGAUCCAUUGCUUUGAUAUCAACUUCUCCAGAAAAAGCCACGGCUUUUGGCAUAUCAAUUUUGGGAAAACUUGGUGUCAGAGAAUCGUGGAUGAAUCUCAUUAUUGUUGAAAGCUUACCUUUUGUUGAGUUCCCCAUCAGAGUUGGGAAGAGUAACAAUGUAGUCAUCUCAAACGAAGAUAGUAACAAAUUAUUAAUUUUGGAAGAUAAGAGAUUAGUUUGGGUUGAUUUGAGUACUCAAAUGAUUGGGAGGUUUCAUGUAAACGGAGACAAACUUGGUACUUGUCAGAUGGGAAGGUACAAGAAAAGCUUUGAUCCUAUUGAAACAAUAAAUAGCUAA
Molecule: messenger RNA, 1266 nt
Organism: Vicia villosa (hairy vetch)
Lineage: Eukaryota; Viridiplantae; Streptophyta; Magnoliopsida; Fabales; Fabaceae
Product: putative F-box protein At3g20705
Exons: 1
Coding region: 1-1266 (421 amino acids)
Molecular function (GO): protein binding
Source: RefSeq, a predicted model, not a curated record